UGCUCGGAACCUUCCUUUGCAACAAGUGGAGAAGCAAUAUGGGGAAACUGACAUGCACAACGCCAUAAAGAUCGAGAUGGAGACAGAGAGUACUCUCUUGUCUCAUCUCUGAGCCUUCCCGUUUAAACCCCUCUCCAACAGUGAACAGCAACUAAACUGUUUGUUUCCAAAGACAGUCAAAAAGAGAGAGCCAUCAAAAGCAAAGACACAUGAAAAACCAACGUCUUCCUUCCGACAAAGAAGAGGAGUACGAAGCCUCGCAAAUGGCCUCAUGUUGCUGGUGGAGAUCGGCUGCAAAGUUUGAAGAAUGCGCAAAGCUGAAGUCGGAGGUACCACCAGACCUGUCAAAGGUCACGCCAAGGCUCAAAGUUCUCCGAGAAAUGGAGAGGUUGGCCUUAGUUUCCCUGGAAGGACUCGACGAUCUCCGGCACAAGCUUUUCUCAUACCGAUGUGGGGAUUUUUGGGUUCCUACGGGUGGAUUUAAGAAGGAAGAGAUGGAUAUUCCUCCUGUUAACACCAUUCUCUUAGUGGGUUUUCACAAUGCUGGCAAGAGCUCACUUGUGAACCUCAUGUACAGCGUUCUGGGACGCUCCGGGCUUGUUCCCUUCGCCAAAACCACUUCAGGUCUUGGCCCCACAACUAUGUCAAUGGAGGAACAUAACGUGCUGAGGUCAAUGCGAAGUGGGUUCUGUGUGUAUGAUACAAUGGGCUUUGAUUAUGAUCGGGUGGACGAGUGUGUUGAAGAAUUGAUGGAAUGGGUGAGUGAUGGAGUUCAUCAUAAGCAAGUCUGUCUGAGUCUAGGAAAUAGUGAACUCAGGAAAGAAGAAUUGGGUGUUCCUUCGUUCAGAUCAUCUUCAAAGUUUGCAAAGAGGAAAGUGAAUUGUGUGAUGGUGGUGGCUAACAUUUCGGAGAUUUGGAAAGCUUUGAAAGCUAGUGAUAAGAAUCCGUUGGAGGACAUAAAAUCGCUCUUCCGCUCACCAGCACUAAGACACUGCAAUGAGAACCCCAUUUUGAUAUUGACGCACGGUGACAAGUUAUCAACAGAAGAUAGAAUUGAAUCCCGGCUAAGAAUUUGCGAACACCUGGGCAUAUCCGAGGCUACUGGAGUGUACGACAUUGUUUGUCUCACGGAGUAUGGAUUUCUCGCUGAUGAAUCUGAUCCGGUCACAGCUUAUGCCCUCACAGAAUCCGUAUACAGGGCAUUGCUCAUCUCAGACAGGAACCACCUUCCAAAGAAAAACUUCCAGGAUUGGGCUUUGCUCGUUUUGUCCUGGCUCAUGUGCCUCAUCGGUGCUUUGUUUGCUCUCCUUGCGAGUUUUUUCUCCAAGCUCGGGCGGAAGCAUAUACGGACUUUGUAAUACGACUUUUAACUUUUAAGUAGGCAGUAGUUGUGUAUGUACGUUAAUCCGUUAAUGUGCUGGUUGCUUGAGUGUAAUGAAUCUUUUGGCUGUGUUUAAAUGCAAAAUCUGUUGAGGAAUUUGAAAUGAGGGAGAAUUUAAGGAGUCUGAUUUGGUUU
Molecule: messenger RNA, 1516 nt
Organism: Rhododendron vialii
Lineage: Eukaryota; Viridiplantae; Streptophyta; Magnoliopsida; Ericales; Ericaceae
Exons: 3
Coding region: 210-1358 (382 amino acids)
Source: RefSeq, a predicted model, not a curated record